CAAAUAUCAAAAACAGCGGUGCCAACACUCGACCGACGCACCAGCACCCACACGCACCAAGCCCCUCUCCCCUUCCAGCGCGCCUCACCUGGCGCAGCAUUUGGACCGUCGGCCCGCCCUCGCCUCUCUCGCCGGCAGGGGAAGCCUGGCAGGCUGCGGUGGGGGGAGCUGUGGCAGCCAAACCGGCGGCCGCGGAACCAUCUGCGACGAGACGAGAUGCCGCGGGAGGAAGUGGAUGUGGGAGGGAGGAUGCCCGAUGAGGGGAGGGGGGAUGAGGGGAGGGGGCGGGCUGACGGGCACAGGUCGUGCAGCGGCAGGAGCGGCAGAAGCCGGAGAUGGCCGAACAGGUUGUGGCAUGGCCGGAGGCGGCAUGAUGGGGGUCUCCUGCGGAAUGAGGUCACUGUCUUGGUCCUCCAGGUCUUCCGCCUCAGCCCUCCCACGCAUCCUCAUGGCUGAAACGGUCUGCCGGAGCCUGCUGAUGGUCUCUUCGGACUCAAUCCUGGCGAGCAAGCAAGGGCGGUAUGAAAAAUCGGUGUGUUCUUACUGGCUGACUAACCGACUGACCUUUCGACCUCCAGCGAAGUGCGUGCGUCCCGGAGUUGGCUGCGCGUCUCCUGCAGGGUGUCACGAACCGCCUGCAGCUCCCGCUCGUGCGCCCCCUGCAGCUCCUCCACGUCACCAUGGAACGCCGCCUGAAACGGACAUGCAGAGAGCAAAAGGAAAGACGAAUAAUACACAUCCGUGAGCGGAUUGAUGUGUCCCAUCCACCCACGCACCUGCAUCUCGUUGAGCUCCUCGUCUUGCUCAGCCAGACGGUUCUGCAGGCGGGCGAUGCUUGCCCUCAUGGCCAGCCUCACCACAGCCUGCAGGCCGCUCCACGCACCCUGCAGCUGGCGCCGCUGCGGGGCCUGCAGGCUGCUGGCCAGGCGGAGGGGGGCCGUCUCGUCCUUGGCGAGUCGCAGCUCGUUGGCAAGACGCAUGGUGGCUGUGGUGGCGCCCCGAUGGGCCGUCUGCAGCCGCUCCAACUCCUGCGUCUUGGCCGCCAGCGCCUUGCCGAGCUCGCCCUUCUCCUGCACCAGCCGGCUGAAGCACCCAUCACACAGAAAAGCAUAGCAGCAUACAAGUCAUGUGCUCAAGAUGUGGUAGGUACCUACCGGAUUGCGUCGUCGCGCUGGUUGACGUCGUCCGACAGCUCUCUGCGCCGCCGACUGGCGAGGUCGAGUCGACUCUCCAGCUCCCUGUCAGUUGACACAAAGCCAACAAGACAAAGAGCACAUCCAUCCAUCCAUCCAUGGACGAUGCAGCUGUGUCGUUUCGUCGUUCGUUAUCACUCACUCGCACUGGGCCUUGUGCUCGUGCAGCUCCGCCUGGUGCCGCCGUGUGGCCUGCUCCAUGGCGGCGUUGAGGUCGCGGUGAGCCUCCUCCAGCCCCCUGAAGUUACAGAGUCAAGCAAAAGGCAAGGAAAGGAUGACGCCACGUCAGCUUGCGUGAAUGCAUCGUUGUGGAGCUUACCAGAGCUCGUAUUUGACCUCCAUGAGCUCCUUGUGGUGCUCUCGGCGGGCUGUCGUCAGCUCACUGCGGACGGCCUCGAGCUCCCUGACGAAAUACACAGUGAUGAAGAUGAAGCGCACACUGUUAAUUUUAAUGUGUCUGCGCUGCCUACCGCUGCAGUGCGCUCUCGUCUUAGAGCCUGGCGAGCUCGUCUUUCAACUUGUUGAGCUCGGACCUGCAACACAACACACCACAGCAAGAGAUGGAUGACUCCGUUUCGACCAAAUGGGACAGGGGGAGACUGCUCGUGGGUGGACGAUUCUCUCACGUACUCACUGACACCAGGAGAGAACACACAACACACAAAGAAGGACACAAAUGACAUUUCUCUCUGUUUUCGUAUCCAAUUGGCUUACUGCAAUGUGGCGCACAGCUGGCUGUCAGCCUCUUGGUCCUCGUGCUCGUGCUCGUAGGCCACCAGAAGCCGCCGCAGCUCCUCGACUCGGCUCUCGCACACAGCCGUCUUGCCCCUCGCCCUCCGCAGCUCGCCCCUCGCCCUCCGCAGCUCCUUGCGCAGCCUCGAGUUGGCGACUCGCAGGUGCUGCCGGGCUUCGUACUCCCCCCAGUCGUACGAAGCCCAGUCAUCCUCCUCAUCGUCGCCCUCGUCGGGCCGCUGCCACUCGUCGGAGCCCUCAUGCUGCCCGCCUCCCUCCCGGCUGCUUGUCCCACCAUCCGUCCUGCUGCUGCCCGUCAUCACCGGGUGUGAGGGGAGGGAUGGGGGAGGGGCGGGAGCGUCGUACGACGCCCCAGCAGACGGUGGCGAUGACGGGUGGGGCGCCGAUGCAGUGGCGCCGUCUGCCGUGGGAGCGGCUGGGGCGCCAGGUGAGAGUGCGGCAGGGGGUGCGGGUGCCUCGUGGUGGGUCUGGGCCGCAUGCUGGGCAACAAUGUGCCUGAGCAUCUGCCACCCCUCGUCAGUCAGGCCCGCCAUCUGCUGCAUGAGCCGUGUUGUGGGCGGAUGGGUGUAGACGGCCUCCGCUGCUGGGUGGUGCGUUGGGGAGGGGAGGGAGAGGGGAAGGGGCGAGGCGUCAGAGGCGGAUGAGGGUGCGAUGGCGGCAAGAGGGGUCGAGUCAUCAUGCGAGGGUCCAGGAUGGGACGGCAUGAUGCCCAGAAACUGACAUUCAUCGACAGGAACACACGAGAGGUGAUUCCACUGUCUGAAAUGAAAGAGUUCUGCCUAUUGUGUUCCGUUGCGCACCUCCCGGUCUUCGUCUUGCUCGUCGGGACCGAUUGCUCGCACGGGCGCUGGCGCUGGGUGCUGAUCUCCACUGCGGCUGUGCUGCAUCAUGUCCUGGGCGGCGUCUGGCUGAUCCGGGCUCGCAUUGUUGUCACUGUCAUGGCGUCGAAAGCGGCUGGACGGCUCAGCGUGCUUCUUCAUCG
Messenger RNA from Vitrella brassicaformis, 2928 nucleotides. Lineage: Eukaryota; Vitrellaceae. The record is from the annotation of a GenBank genome assembly.